This is a messenger RNA of Aspergillus tanneri, 3411 nucleotides long. RefSeq names its product ubiquitin-specific protease UBP15. The transcript has 10 exons. Gene Ontology annotation, cellular component: nucleus; cytosol. Bases 1 to 3411 code for a protein of 1136 amino acids. The record is from RefSeq and is a predicted model, not a curated record. Gene Ontology annotation, biological process: regulation of protein stability; protein deubiquitination. NCBI's taxonomy places the organism in Eukaryota, Fungi, Ascomycota, Eurotiomycetes, Eurotiales, Aspergillaceae. Gene Ontology annotation, molecular function: protein binding; cysteine-type endopeptidase activity; cysteine-type deubiquitinase activity.
AUGUCGGAAGAAAUAAGCACUACUGACACUGUGGUCUCUGAUUUUCAGGUCGCGGAUAAUGAGAUGCUCGUUGACGAAUAUGAGCAGUACCACAAUGACAGGACCGAUGAUGUUGUCGUCUCUCGCUCCGGGUCGGAGGAACAGGAGCCAGAACCUCGCGCAGAUGAUUAUGCGGCGAUGAUGGCACGAGUUCUCCCUAAAGACCCCGACUUAGAGACCGAAGACGAGGCGUAUCAUACGUGGCACAUUCAAGAUUGGCGGAAAUUGAAGAAGAAGGAGCAUGGCCCGAUAUUUCAAUGUGGAGGGUUCCCCUGGCGCAUUCUUUUCUUCCCGUACGGAAACCAUGUUGAACAUGCGUCGUUUUACUUGGAGCAUGCCUGGGAGAAGGAUCCGCCUGAGAACUGGUAUGCUUGCGUUCAGUUUGCCUUGGUUUUGUGGAAUGUCAAUGAUCCUUCUAUCAAAGUUUCUCACUUUGCCACUCAUCGGUUCAAUGCAGACGAGGGCGAUUGGGGAUUCACCAGGUUUUGUGAACUGCGGAGACUCUUCAGCACCCCGUGGGAAGGCAGCGGGGAUCCGUUAGUACAGAACGAAGAGGCAAACGUAACUGCAUAUGUCCGUGUUGUCAAGGACCCUACGGGCGUAUUGUGGCACAGCUUCCAGAACUACGAUUCGAAAAAGGAGACUGGAAUGGUUGGGCUGAAGAACCAGGGGGCCACUUGCUACCUUAACUCUCUUCUUCAGUCACUAUACUUUACCAACUCUUUCCGCAAGGCGGUUUAUCAAAUUCCGACGGAGACGGAAGCCUCGAGAGAUAACAGUGCAUGGACGCUCCAGCGGCUUUUCUACAACCUUCAAACAAGUGAAUACUCCGUUUCAACCACAGAACUUACCGCAUCCUUUGGUUGGGAGUCAAGGCAAAUCUUUGAGCAGCAAGAUGUCCAGGAGCUUUCCCGAAAGCUAAUGGAAAGGCUGGAAGAGAGAAUGAAAGGCACGCCAGCAGAGAAUGCACUCCCCGAACUGUUUGUUGGAAAAACAAAAACUUACAUCUCCUGCAUAAACGUUGACUAUGAGUCAUCUCGAGUGGAAGAUUUUUGGGACAUCCAGCUGAAUGUGAGAGGCAACAAGACCCUUGAUGAUAGCUUCAAAGACUACAUCCAAGUGGAAACUCUGGAAGGCGAGAACAAGUAUGAUGCCGGUCAGCCGUAUGGGCUACAAGAUGCCAAGAAGGGCGUAAUUUUUGAGAGCUUUCCUCCCGUUUUACAUCUUCACCUAAAGCGAUUUGAGUACGACAUCAACCGCGAUGCGAUGAUGAAAAUUAAUGAUCGCCAUGCCUUCCCGAUGGAAUUCGACGCUGCUCCUUACCUUUCCAAAGAUGCCAACAAAUCGGAAUCUUGGACCUACCAGUUGCAUGGCGUCCUGGUGCACAGCGGCGAUUUGAAUGCUGGACACUACUAUGCCUUCUUGAAACCCACCAAGGAUGGAUUCUGGUACCGCUUUGAUGACGAUAGAGUUACCCGAGCUACAGACAAGGAAGUGCUCGAGGAGAACUACGGUGGUGAAUACGAGUUAAAUGGUGCCCCUGGCGUUCGACAGCCUUAUACCCGUGGCUUAUCGACCAAGCGCUCGAUGAAUGCUUACAUGUUGGUGUACAUCCGGAAGGCAAAAUUAGAUGAUGUACUGUUCCCCAUAAUGAAGGAAGAUAUUCCUUCUCACAUAGAAACGCGAUUGAUUGAGGAGCGGGCCGACCUGGCACGUCGAAGGAAAGAAAAAGAAGAAGCCCAUUUAUAUAUCAACGUCGGAGUCUUGACUGAGGAGACUUUCCGGUCUCACCACGGAUUUGACCUGACAAGCGGCGAUCUACCCAGCGAUGACCCAGCACUGCCGGAACAGCACCGGAUCCUCCGGGCCCAGAAGGUUGGUGAGUUUGCCGAGCAGCUUGCAACUGAGAAAGGCCUUGAUGCCAGCCGAAUUCGGUUCUGGGUAAUGGUAAACCGCCAAAACAAGACGACUCGUCCGGAUCAGGUAAUCAAGGACCCGGAAAUGACGGUCGAGGAAGCCUAUAGCAGAUUCGGCACCAAAGGAAACCCGUUCAAAGUUUGGAUGGAAGUAGGUCAACCUGGUCCCGAUGGCGUGAUCUCUUGGCCGGAUAGCAGCAACUCCGUGCUUGUAUUUCUGAAGUGUUUUGAUGCUGCGUCGCAAGUGUUGACCGGUGUCGGUGCGGCUUACGUGCGCAAGUCGCAGAAAGUGGCCGAGCUGGCGCCUAUCAUCCUAGAAAAGAUGGAUUGGCCUGUGGGCACCGAAUUUCUGCUGUUCGAGGAAAUCAAGCAUAAUAUGAUCGAUGCUAUGAAACCCAAGCAGACUUUCCAGCAAUCUGAAAUUCAAGAUGGUGAUAUCAUCACCUUCCAGAGGUCAAUUAAGGAGUCGGAGUUGCCUCCGUCUGCGCUAUACCAGGAUGCACGACAGUAUUAUGAUUACCUGCUGAACCGGAUCAAUAUUAGUUUUGCACCGGUAAAGGCUGUUGACGGUGGUGAGGAAUUUGUGUUGACCCUAAGCCGCAAGAUGACAUAUGACCAGUUCUCAAAGAAGGUUGGCGAGCAUUUGGGCGUGGAAUCCACGCACUUGCGCUUUGCUCCAGUCCUGGCCAGUACCGGCAAGCCCAAACAAUUUAUCAAACGGAAUACUAACCAAGCCAAUCAAACCUUGUACCAAAUCCUCAGUGGGCAAAUCACUGGCUAUGGAUACAACGUGCAUCGCCAAGAUGCAUUGUAUUAUGAGGUACUGGAGACUAGCCUGAGCGACUAUGAGUCCAAGACAUGCCUGAAAGUAACAUGGCUUUCGGAGGGAAUUACAAAAGAGCAAGUUGUUGAGGUUUUAGUGCCUCGUGACGGCACCAUCGCCGAUAUCCUGGCUGGGUUGCAGAAAAAGGCAGGUCUUGACGAGGAAACUAUUCGCGAAGCGCGCAUUUAUGAGACACAUGGCGGCAAGAUCUACAGAGAAUUCCAAGGCGAGUCAAAAAUAGCCGGUAUCAAUGAAUUUGUUUCUCUCUACGCUGAACGCACACCGGAAGAUGAGCUCAGUAUGGGAGAGGGCGAGCGGACGAUUAACGCAUACAAUUUUGACCGCGAGCCCAACAGGCCACACGGUGUACCUUUCAAGUUUGUGGUGAGGCCAGGCGAGGUUUUCAAGGAAACGAAAGAACGGCUUUCUAAGCGGACCGGUAUCAAGGGCAAACAAUUCGAGAAGAUUAAGUUUGCCGUCGUUCCCCGUUCAUUGUACUCCAACCUACGAUACCUUGAAGAUGAUGAUAUCCUUUCCGAUAUUAUCGGUGAUUCUGAUGAUCUUCUUGGUCUCGACCAUGUAAAUAAGAAUCGGAGCUUUUGGAACCGCAGCGAGUCGUUUUUCAUCCGAUAG